This is a messenger RNA of Columba livia (rock pigeon), 9112 nucleotides long. RefSeq names its product zinc finger and AT-hook domain containing (gene ZFAT). The coding region runs from base 4288 to 8022 and encodes 1244 amino acids. The transcript is spliced from 18 exons. Gene Ontology annotation, molecular function: DNA-binding transcription factor activity, RNA polymerase II-specific; RNA polymerase II cis-regulatory region sequence-specific DNA binding. Lineage: Eukaryota; Metazoa; Chordata; Aves; Columbiformes; Columbidae. Gene Ontology annotation, biological process: regulation of DNA-templated transcription. The record is from RefSeq and is a predicted model, not a curated record.
GAACUGUAACCGCUGGGAAGUUAUGUGGCUCUAGAGAUAACCGUGAGAGAGGGGUUUUAUGGGAUGGAAGCUUUGAUCUGUAUCGUACAUAGCUGGACCACUAAUGCAGUUUUGAUGGCCGGUGAUAAAACAGCCAUAAAAAAACCAAAGGACUAAAGUUUCAACAGAAGCUUCAGUAAUAUUAAGACCGGAAAAUAAAGGCUUUUAUAUACUAUUGCUAUGCACUUCUUAUUACAAGGUCCUCAAGAGGAAUUGUGCCUUCAAAUACUUGUUCUUGUAGUUAGCACUUAGUCAUGCUUAAUGAAGAUACUGUCACUUGAUGGGUGAAAUUGAAGCAAACCCUCCAUUAUAAGCUUUCCAAAACAUUCCUUCUGGUUUUUGUGCUUGCUAAAUCUAGCUCAAAACUGCUGGCAUAAAAUCCUGCAGUAACACAAUGUUUAUAGUUCAAUUCUAAGUAAUCAGGCAUCUUCUUUGAACAGUAUCUAAUGUUUCAGUUAAAAAAAGUUUCUUAAAUAUACUGUAGCUGCUUUUGUUCUCUAACAGUGUGAGGCAGCCAAAUUCCUGGUUACCUGUCUUGGUGAACAUGGUUGUCCUUGUCUGGCUCCACAGCUUGUUUUGAGCAGCUGGAUCUGAGCACUGAUGUAGCAGAGUCCUGUAUGUGAUUGUACAGGACGUACAGCUCUGCAGUAGAACCGUAUACAGAAGGGGCAAAGGGUUGAUGUGGAGGAGAAGCGCACCUGGGUGCGGAAGUAACAAAGAAAUCCUUCCUGUGACUUUCCGCAAGGGAUCUGUUCCAUACCGCGCAAAACAAUUUCUCAUCCUAGUGGAGAAACAAGAGGAAUAAGAGACUUGACAAGGAGGCUGGUUAACUGAAAAGGAACAGGUGCAGUGCUUUGACACUUGAAAGCUAAACAAAAUUCCUUUAAGUGAGCUGUUCUUGCAGAGUUUAAGGAAAUUUAUUGGCAAAACAUCUAAGAGGGACUUGAAUUUUCAUUUUGAGCAGGGAAUUGAAUUAUCACUAUUGCUUUUAUCACACAAAUCUAGGAAUGCAUGAGCUUUUUUUUUUUUUUAAAUGCUUUUGUUAUUUUUGGAAGAUUCACAAAUCUUUCAAAACCAUAUGCAGAAAAAUGGACAGCAAUGCUUUUUUAUAUGUUUUAGCAGAGACUUGUAGCAGCUGUACAAGUGAACAUUGUAACAAAAACAACUUCAAAAGCACCUGCAUGUAGCACAUUCAAGAUUCCAUUGCAUUAUGUUUUAUUUCUUUACAGAUAUUUAUGUGAAUAUGAAAGUCCAUAUACAAUUUGUCAUUGUUCAACAGCCUUUUCAUUCUGUAGAUGUAGUCAAAUGUAGUCUGGUUGCUUAAAUCUGCUAAAAUAUUUAUAAGCAAGUUGGCUCUUGGAAGAAGUUUCCCACAGGAUGCAGUGGGUGUCAGGUCUAAAGGUCAGUGGCAGACAAAGUGAAAGCUCUUUUGAAUUUAUUUUCUACAUGUUUUUAAAAACAAAUUCUCCUUAUUUAAAGAAGCAUGGAAUCUUCCUUUGUUACUUUAUAAAUUCCAAAUGCCAACAGGCAUUUACAGAUUCAUUUUUGCUUAAGUGUUUUGUUGAAAGCUUUAUUUUUUUCUGGAGGGGGAAAAAAAAGAUCAGUGCAGUGAAUAUAUUCAUGAACUCUUAGCACGGAAGUUCCUGGUGUAAAUAAAAAAAGCCAGAUGGAGUUUUAAGUGACUGCCAUGUACAGCUUACGAAACGGACAUUCCUGAUACUAAUAAAAGGGCCAGAUUGGAACUACAUAAUUAAUCCCAGCAUCCUUUUCAGCACGUGAUAAGAUUUGGCUAUAACAGCCGUAGAGUUAAUAGAGACAACUGCUAAUUUCUAUGAGGCAGUGGAUUGUUUGCCUAAAAUAAAAAUACCUGCAUGCCUGCUCUUGUAUGUAUCUACUGGUGAUUAAUGCUCUUGCUGCAGUUUAAAUGGGAAAAUAAGUGUAAGUAGUGGCUGACUUGGUUUUGAAUCUAUUUCUUGUCUUAAAUAUCUAUGUAAAUAUAUUUAUAUUCACAUUUAAUAUGUAUACUUUGUGAACAUAUUUUAUGUAUAUAAAUAUAUCUAAAGAUAGGAAAUAAGUAUAUAGGUUUUUUGAGUGUUACAUGGCAAAACCUUCUCUCCAUUGGAGCAGAUUUGAAAAGUAAUGACUGGGAAGCCCCAGGGAGUGAUCUUGCAUUAAGUUUAUUCACUGUAUGUAUCAGUGACCUGGAAGAAGUGUGCAGGAUGGUGCAAAGAAAGAAAGAAGGGAGGAAAAAAAAGGCUUAAGAGGUGGCAAAAAGUCUGUGCCAGAGACAGGAGGAGGAGUGGGCAGAUGGCAGCCAGUACAAAACAGGUGAAUAAUCAGAUUGAGAACAAACUCCAUAGACUGGGGGUGAGUGCUGUUUGCACGCUGCUUGUAUUUUUGGUUUAGUUUACAUGAUAGGGACUUUUCAUGUUGUGAUAUAUGGAACAGAGGUAAAAAUGGUGCAUUGGGAAGCAUAUACAAUGGUGGAAACAUGCUUGCCAUUGUCAGAGGGAGCUUCGGGGAUGAGUAGAUAGAUAGUUCUUUUGGAACUCUCUGGACUGGAAAACCUUAAAAAAAACAAAACUGUUCAGUUUUAUAGGCUUGACCUACAAGUUUGUUCAGAUCUACAUUUGACAUGCAUAAUACGGAAUAAUAUUAGUGCCUGGAUAAUAUGGAUGUGCUGCAUGACUAUGGAUUUUUUUUUUUAAUUUUUCUGAAAUCAAGAAGUAUUUGUGAUAAUUUGUUUACAUAGUUUAUUUUAUAUAGCUUGUUUGAAAACUUUUUGGGUGGCUGUUUAGCUUAACUGUUCAUUGCCUGGCUCAGGGAUCCUUUCCAUAUUGUUGCUUUGAGGCACCGUUGGAGUGAAGAAGGUAAAGAAGAACAAAGGGAUGGUUGUACUGAUGAAUGAUUGAUGCUGUAACACGUAGCACAAUGCUAAGGAUUAUACAAAAUAAAAGGAGACGGAAGAAUCCUCCCCUGCUGUUUCUUGCUUCAAAAAGAUUAAAAUAUCAAUUUAUAAUAAUAAUAAUAAUAAUAAGGCAUACAGAUAUAAGAGUGUUUUAGAUCCUCUUGAUCUGCCUGUCGGUAACUUUGUCAAUACAAUAGCAAUUACAGUCUUUCCUGUUCAUAUUUACUUCAAAAUGUUCCUGCUUUUUUCUUCUUUAGGGAAUUCUAUAAGUUAGAAUAACAGUGAACUGGUCCAACUGGAGAAUGCACUCCUACCCAAUAGGCAGAUCUCUCUCUGAGCUGGCACUUAAUGAGAAGCAGCACAACUCACCUUGCAGUUUAAAAUUUAUUUAGAACAGAUAAGUUUUCUUCGCCUGAAGUUACCCCUCAGUAAUAUUAGUUUGCUCCUUCUAUACUGUCGUCUUAGGAUGCCGCAGUCUGAACAACACAAGCAAAGAGUUUUAAUAGCACAAGAAGCCUGAGAAAACUAGGUUUAUAUUUCUGCAGAAAUGGGUAGAAAGAUAAAGGAAAAAAAAUAUUAAAAUAUUCACAAGAAGUGCCCUAGAUAAGAUUGUUUCAUGUCUGAAGGCAUGUUGAAUCCUGUGGGAAACGAGGAGGCUGAACUUCUAGAAGGCUGUUUAAUUCCCAUGUUUCACACUCCAUCAACACAGUGUUAGAUACCAAAGUGGUAUUAGUGUAAUUUGUGAGAAUGCGGGCAUUUUAUAUAGAAAUAAUAAGUCCAAACCAAAUCUUUUGCUGUGUAAGAGCUGUGUGGAGAAUGAACAUCAGAGGCUUAAAAUGAGUAUAAUAAAUCAAAAUUCCAGAUGAGCCUCAGAGGACUUUAUUCACUUCAUUGUUUUCGCUGCAGAUCUAGCAUGGUUCAGCCAAAUGCAGACUUGGCGUUCUUCUGACGUUCAAAGCAUUCCUAAAUGUUCCUGAAGACUGAGCUCUUUUCUGUGCGUUGUCUUAAAGUGCUCAGUCCAUCAUUUAGAGUGCUCAAUGUGCUGUGUGCUUCUAUGUGCAGAAAUCACGAGUCCACAGUUUUGGUAAAGUUUGCAGCUAAUACAGUGGUUGUCCAAGUAACUUGCAUCAUGAAAUUAUAAAAUUCCUGUAAGAGAAAGCAGGAAUCUCUCAGCUGGCCGACAUAGAGCAGGACUUCUCUUCCGCCACCGUUCUGUUACCAUGUUCAAUUUAAACCAUCCUGAAAAUGCACCAGAAAUCAAGCUCUGUGCUGGAACAUUCUACUGCGUUUUUCAAGUUUGAGGGAACUUCUACAAGCAAGCAAAGUGAAAAUAUCUCUAUAUGUUUCCUGUUCUUAAAGGGACCAAUUCCAUCUUCAUGUGUAAGCUUUGUAACUUGUUCUCACCAAAUCAGUCCGAACUGUUGUCUCACGUCUCUGAGAAGCACGUGGAAGAAGGGACCAAUGUGGAUGACAUCAUUAUUCCGCUCCAGCCUCUAACAGCACCCACAAACAUAAGCAAAGAGGGAGAAGAGCUUCUUGUAGUGAAGAGGAAAAGGGGCAGACCAAAAGGGUCUACCAAGAAGUUUUCUGUGGAUGAAGAUGUGGCAGAAAAUAACUCUGUUCCAAGUGAAGAAACUCCUCCUGGGACAGAAGAAGGUCCGGAACCGGCUGAAGUCUCACCGGGCAGCUUGGAAUGUAGGAAAUGCAAUCGGAAGUUCUCCAACACGCGCCAGCUGAGGAAGCACAUCUGCAUCAUUGUUUUAAAUGAGGGAGAGGAAGAAGGAGAUGGAGGUAAUGAUUCUGACGUUGACCUUGACAGGAAGGAAGAUGAGCGAGAAAAAACUCCAAAGAAGCCCCGAGUGCAGAAAACAGAGAAAACUCCAUCAACUAAGGAGACUGAACAGGUUUCAGGAGCUAAAAAUCCUAUUAUAAGUGUGGUUUUGACAGCCCAUGAAGCCAUUCCAGGAGCCACAAAAAUAGUUCCUGUUGAGGCUGCUCCCCAGGAAAGUGAACCCGCAACUCCAGAGUCAACAGUUCAAGACCCAUCACAACGAAGAGGAUAUCAAGAAUAUGCCAUUCAGCAAACCCCAUAUGAACAGGCAAUGAAAUCAAGCAGGUUGGGUCCAACUCAGCUGAAGAUUUUUACAUGUGAAUACUGUAACAAGGUGUUCAAAUUCAAACACUCCCUCCAAGCACAUUUGAGGAUUCACACAAAUGAAAAACCUUACAAGUGUUCGUACUGCAGUUACGCCAGUGCAAUCAAAGCCAACCUUAACGUUCACAUGCGGAAACAUACGGGGGAGAAGUUCAGCUGCGAUUACUGUACAUUCACCUGUCUCAGCAAAGGCCAUCUCAAAGUCCAUAUUGAAAGAGUUCAUAAGAAAAUUAAGCAGCAUUGUCGCUUCUGCAAAAAGAAAUACUCCGAUGUUAAAAAUUUGAUCAAGCACAUCAAGGAAACACAUGACCUUCAAGAUAAAAAGGUGAAAGAUGUUUUUGAUGAGCUUCGCUUGAUGACACGGGAGGGCAAAAGGCAACUUCUUUAUGACUGCCAUAUUUGUGAACGAAAAUUCAAAAAUGAACUCGAUCGAGACCGUCACAUGCUUGUUCAUGGCGAUGAGAGGCCGUUUGCUUGUGAGCUCUGUGGUCAUGGAGCCACUAAAUACCAAGCCCUUGAGCUUCACGUUCGGAAGCACCCGUUUGUAUAUGUGUGUUCUGUGUGCCUGAAGAAAUUUGUCAGUUCUGUAAGACUCCGUGCUCACAUCAAAGAUGUGCACGCGGAUUUGCAGGAGGCUUCUGUUUAUAACAGUUCUAUCAAUCAGAGUUUCUGCCUGCUGGAGCCAGGAGGUGAUAUCCAGCCAGAAGCCCUUGGGGAACAGCCACCACCAAGUGCAGAUGGAACAAAUAUCACGAGUACCAAUACUAUUAAUGUACCACAACCGUCUGCUUGUAAAGGUGAAUCAACAGCUGCAGAUGUAGACCACAAUGGUCAACAUAAUGGUGACUUAAAAAUUGAUACUGUCCCUUUGUUAGAAUUUGAAUGUCCUCUGGUGGAGAACGUAACGGAGACGCUGUGUCAGACAACAGACGUAGCGGUCCCAAACGUUCAAUCCUGUGUAGCGUCAGAUUGCUUUCUGCUGAAAAAUGGUACUUCUGGUCCUGAUGUGUUAAAAGUUCCUCCUGCAAAUGAAGAGGAGGUUAAUCACUGUGGAUCUGUAGAUGAGCAGGGUGAAGAAAUUCAGCUUCUGCUGUCUGAAGACAAAAGUUUAAAUCCAAGUCAGAACAACGGGAUGACUGAGAACCUUUCGGUCUCUGAAGAGAGAAAUCAAUCUGUUCCUUCUAGUGAACCAGAAACAAGCAAUUUGCCAAUUCAAAAUUCCACAGAAACCACAAACCCUUUGCCAGCACCAGAAGCUGAUGCAGCCGUUGCUCCACAGGCAGCCACUUCCAACGCAGUUACACCAGACACUGGGAACGGAGCUGUUGCCUUUAUGCAAAUCUUGGAUAGCUUGCAGAAGAGACAAAUGAACACAGAGCUGUGUGAGAGGAUAAGGAAGGUUUAUGGAGACUUAGAAUGUGAAUACUGUGGCAAGUUGUUUUGGUACCAAGUACAUUACGACAUGCACGUUCGUACGCAUACUCGAGAACAUCUAUAUUACUGCUCCCAGUGCAACUAUUCCUCCAUCACCAAAAAUUGCCUUAAGCGUCACGUCAUUCAGAAACACAGUAAUAUUUUGCUGAAGUGUCCCACAGAACAUUGCGACUACUCUACUCCAGAUAAAUACAAGCUCCAGGCACAUCUUAAAGUUCACACUGAACUGGAUAAAAAGACUUAUUCCUGUCCUGUGUGUGAGAAGUCGUUUUCUGAAGAUCGACUUAUAAAAUCGCACAUCAAGACAAAUCACCCUGAGGUUUCAAUGACUACAAUUUCUGAGAUUCUUGGCAGAAGAGUUCAGCUGAAAGGACUUAUUGGAAAACGAGCUGUGAAGUGUCCCUACUGUGAUUUUUAUUUUAUGAAGAAUGGAUCAGACCUUCAACGUCAUAUUUGGGCUCAUGAAGGUGUCAAACCCUUUAAAUGUUCUCUUUGUGACUAUGCCACUCGCAGCAAGAGUAACUUGAAAGCCCAUAUGAAUCGUCACAGCACUGAGAAAACGCACCUUUGCGAUAUGUGUGGGAAAAAGUUCAAAUCCAAAGGCACUUUGAAGAGCCAUAAACUCCUCCAUACUGCUGAUGGGAAGCAGUUUAAAUGUACAGUGUGUGACUAUACAGCUGCCCAAAAGCCACAGCUCCUCCGUCAUAUGGAACAACACGUCUCGUUCAAGCCUUUCCGCUGUGCACAUUGCCACUAUUCCUGCAACAUAUCUGGUUCUCUGAAGAGGCAUUACAACAGAAAGCAUCCCAAUGAAGAGUAUGUAAACGUAGGUUCUGGGGAGCCUGCAGCAGAAGCCCUUAUCCAACAAGGUGGCAUUAAGUGUCCUGUUUGCAGCUUUGUGUACGGUACAAAGUGGGAGUUCAACAGACACCUUAAAAACAAGCAUGGAAUGAAGCUUGUGGAACACGAUGGGGAGACCAAGUGGGAGUUAACUGCUGAAGUUUCUGAAGAAGCGUCCACUCAGUAUGUCCAUAUCACAGAGGCUGCAGAAGAUGUUCAAGGCACUCAGGCUGCCGUAGCUGCCUUACAGAACCUUAGAUACACUUCUGAGAAUGGUGAAAGACUUGAUCCAGCAGCUGUGAACAUCCUGCAGCAAAUCAUCGAGUUGGGGUCGGAAACCCAUGAUGCUACUGCAGUUGCUUCUGUAGUUACUAUGGCACCUGGCACUGUGACAGUGGUAAAGCAGGUGAAAGAAGAGGAGCAGUCAGCCAACCACACUUUGAUGAUCCAGGAGACGCUGCAGCAGGCGUCAGUGGAGCUGGGGGAGCAGCAUCACCUGGUUGUCUCAUCCGAUGAAGUGGAGGGAAUCGAGACGGUCACUGUCUAUACGCAGGGUGGAGAGGCUUCCGAAUUCAUCGUCUACGUUCAGGAAGCCAUGCAGCCUGUAGAAGAACAAACCAUGGAACAGUCGGUGCAGGAGCUCUAAAGAACUGUGUUCAAAGGAGAUGGCUACUGGAUUUGCCAAAGCCAAAAGUUUGGGGUUUGUUUUUUACUUAGCCAAAAAACAAGCAAGCAAGCUGACAGAUUUUCACUUAAUUUGUAAAGCAAGACCUUGUUGCUAGAUAGCGAUCUGACCGGUUGGACUGUGUCAGUGACCUAAGACGUAAUAUGUACAAAACCUUCUCAGACUUUUUUUUUCUAAAAAACUGUUCAUAUUUUAAGGAAAAAGUAUUCUUCCCCUUUUUAGAAGAUCUCUCACUUGUUUCCUUUAAAUCCUCACAAAUAUUGUCUGCUCAAACCUGUGUUAUGCCACAAUAAUAAAACAUCUAUAAAGGUAGCUAGAAUGUCUAGAAAAGUCCAUACAUCCCUUUUUAUACAUAUGUACUUGACUUGACUGGAAGCAGAGUUGUUUUUUCUUUGAAUUAGAAGGGCUUCUUAUUUCUGAGUUCAUACUUAGAAUGUGUUUGCUGAGUUGUGGUUCUAACCCAAACACAGGCUUAAGACUCUUAUUAGAAACAUACCACAGAUGGAUGGUAGUUGUACUUGUGAGAUGAUUCUUUGAGUUUGGGAGGUAUUUAAAGCCAUAUAUGAUAAUUCUGGGUACCAGCAGGAUGACCGUUAUUUUGAUAACGGAAUAAUGAUAACUCUUUACAUCCACUGGGUAGGUACCUGUCUGGUACCAUAGGAUGAAACCAAAUCUGUCUAAUCCAUGAAAUAUUAUAUUGUUUUUAAGAAAAAGAUUAUAUUAAAAUAAUUUGUAAAUGCUAUAAAAGAUGGAUGUCCAUAUGUUUUAAACAGACAUGCUUGUAAAUAUGAUUGUGUGAAAGAGCUUGUACAAAAAACUUAAGUAAAUAUUGACAAGAAUCUAGAUCCUCCUAAUUAUGCAUGUAUAUAGUUCCAGAUUUUUCUUUGUGAAUCUUGAAUUGUUUCUGAUUCAAUAUUUUUAAAUUUGAGCUAUAAAAGUUAUUAAUUAAUGACAAAAUUCUCAUGUUUUCUUCUAAUACUCUAAUUUCUUAAGUGUUGACUUCCCAUUCACAGUUAAGUAAAAAAUGCUGUUUUGCAUUGACUCUGACGAA